AUGUCGAUUCUUUAUUAUACACUUAAUAACUCAGUUUUUACUAACUUUGCAUUUUAUUCAACUGCUGCAGUUGUUAAAAUGAUGGGUAUGUCUGCACUUACAACUCUUAAACGAAUGUCAAAAGAUGCUUUUGCUAAUCCAGAAGAUCUUUCAUUAGCAAAAAACAAAACAGCUGUUAUUACACUCGCUGAUCCAGAUGUUGAACGUGUUCGUCGUAAUCAUUUAAAUGAUAUUGAAAAUAUCGUACCAUUCGUACUUGUUGGAUUAUUUUAUGUUGGUACCAAUCCUGAUCGUGAUACUGCUCUUUGGCAUUUUCGAGUUUUCUUUAUUUCACGUGUUUUACAUACGCUUACUUAUCAACUUGCUUUACCACAACCAAGUCGAUUUAUUACAUGUGCUAUUGGUUAUCUUACAACACUUUCAAUGGCUUCACGUGUUCUUCUCAACGUUCGUCCAUAA
Adineta steineri is the source of this 459-nucleotide messenger RNA. The record is from the annotation of a GenBank genome assembly. NCBI's taxonomy places the organism in Eukaryota, Metazoa, Rotifera, Eurotatoria, Adinetida, Adinetidae.